AUGCUUGUUAGAGUUGCUUCACGUAUAGAAUCAGAAGAUAGAGCAAAAGCCAGUAAAUUUAUAAAAGUGAAUCAAGAAUUACGGAGUCAAUUUGGAUUAAGUGAAAAUGAAGAUGUAGUACAAAAUUAUAAAGGUGUUUAUAAAUCAGGAAAUACUAAUGUAAAAGGAACAUUAUUUUUAACACAAAAUUACUUUUAUAUAAAAGAUAUGAAUAAUCAAAUAAUGUUAUUAGAUGUCCAAGGUAGAAGAUAUGAGUUUUAUCCAACGUUUAAUAAAGAAGAAUGUUAUAAUCUAAUGCAUUAUCUUUUUCAAUUUCCAUUUGCAUUACUUGAUUUGAAUAUAUAUAAACACCAUACUGAAAUAUCAUCUGAGCAUUUAGACCAAGAAACUAAGUUUGAUAUUCAAACUGCACAAGAGGCAUUAGAUACUGCAGAAGAUAUGAGAAAAAUAAAAUUAGAUUCUUAUCAAAUGUUAGAGAGUCAACAAAGGAAAAUUGCAAUGAUUGAUCAAUUACUUAAUCAAACGGAUGUUUAUCUUGGUGAAAUAGAAGAAAGUAUUAAAGCAACGACAUCUUUAGUAAAACCUGCACCACGACAAGAAACACCAAUUCUUCAACAACAAAUAAUUCAAAAUCCACCUCAAAAAGUUGAAAUUAAUAUUAUAUGGAAAUUAGAAGGAGAUAAUUUAAUUCCUGCUAUAAUGACAAUAUAUGAUGAUAAAGUUGUUUUAGAAGAAACAAGUAAUGAAAAAAAGAAACUUUUAACAAGAGAAUUUGCUAUUGUUGAUAUGAUUGGAUUAUUUAUGAGAUCAAGACCAUUACAUAUGAAUAUUGCAUUAAAUCAUAAUUCAAAAGAAAAAGGAAGAGUUAGAAUUGUUAGUGUUUCAUUACAAUUUAUUUGCAAUGAACUGUAUAUAAGAUAUUUAAAAUUAACUAAUGAGCAAUUAGGUGUUAUUUUUGAACCUAAUUCUCGUGUAUUUGAUUAUGGAGAUACAUUAAUUACCAAAACAUUUAUGAAUUGUGGUCCUAUUAAAGGACAAAUUAAAUUUGAACAAGAUGAAGACUUUGCAUUAAAUUUACUUACUGGUAAAGAUCGUGAAGACUAUCUUGCCUUAAAGAAAACGAAUCAAAAUACAUUAAAUAUUCUUGAUGAAUGUGAUAAAUUAGGUCAAAAGACAAUUCAAAUGGCUGAAGAUUCUGCUAAAGCUAUUGAAUCAGUUAGUUUAAGAAUGAAAGCACAAAAAGAGUUAAUGAAUACAUAUAAACAAAAGAGUGAUCAAAUACUUAAAUGGAAGAGAAAUAAACUUUCAUAA
Molecule: messenger RNA, 1311 nt
Organism: Entamoeba histolytica HM-1:IMSS
Lineage: Eukaryota; Evosea; Mastigamoebida; Endamoebidae
Exons: 3
Coding region: 1-1311 (436 amino acids)
Source: RefSeq, a predicted model, not a curated record